Rotaria sp. Silwood1 is the source of this 1011-nucleotide messenger RNA. NCBI's taxonomy places the organism in Eukaryota, Metazoa, Rotifera, Eurotatoria, Philodinida, Philodinidae. The record is from the annotation of a GenBank genome assembly.
AUGAAUUUAUAUAUUUAUUUAUUUAUUAUAUUGAAUUUCUUUAUUAUUAAUGUUCAUUCAUUAAUAGAUGGUCUUUAUUGUGGUAAAGAUAAUUGUUAUGAUUUAUUAAAUGUAACACGUACAGCUACUAAACAAGAAAUAGUUAAAGCAUAUAGAAAUUUAGCUAAAAAAUAUCAUCCUGAUGUAGCAAAAACAUUGACAGAUAAAGAAAUUUAUACAGAAAAAUUUCGAGCUUUUGCUAAUGCUUAUGAAAUUUUAAGAGAUGAAGAAACAAGAACAGAUUAUGAUCGAAUGUUAGAUAAUCCAGAUCAAUAUUAUACACAUUAUUAUCGUUAUUAUCGACAUCGAUAUGCACCUAAAGUUGAUGUUCGUCUAGUUUUAUUUAUUCUUAUAUCUGUUAUUAGUGCAAUUCAAUAUUAUAGUCAAUAUAGUAAUUAUAAUACAGCGAUUAAUUAUCUCAUCACAGUACCAAAAUAUCGUAUACAAGCUCAAGAAAUUGCUCGACAAGAAGGUUUGCUUGGAAGUAACACUGAAUUAUCGAAAAAAAAUCGUGGACGAAAAACUAUAAGUAAACAAGAAGAAGAAGCUAUUUUAAAACGAAUUGUCGAACAAAAACUUGAUAUUAAAGGUGGUUAUAAGAAACCAAGUAUUAAACGUGUACUUUGGCUUCAAUUAGUACUUUUUCCAUAUUAUUUAUUUUUAAAAUUACAAUGGCAUAUACGAUGGAUUUAUAAAUUUCAUAUAAAUAAACAUGAAUUAGGUGAAGAUGAAAAAAUCUAUUUAAUAUGUCGAUAUUUAAAAAUAAAUCGUGAACAAUAUGAAUCACUUUCUGAAAAAGAACAAAAUCAAAUAUGGGAAAGAAAAAUAUGGAUAAAAGAAAAUUUUCUUCAAUGGAAAGCUGAAAAAGAUGAUGAACAAAAGAAAAAAUUAAGUGAAUCUGGUCGUUAUAAAGCUUAUCGUCGGUAUGUAAAAAGUGGUGGACCUGGACAAAUCACAUUUGAUCCUGAUUAA